Messenger RNA from Phyllopteryx taeniolatus (common seadragon), 2125 nucleotides. RefSeq names its product glutamyl-tRNA amidotransferase subunit C (gene gatc). The record is from RefSeq and is a predicted model, not a curated record. Gene Ontology annotation, molecular function: glutaminyl-tRNA synthase (glutamine-hydrolyzing) activity. Bases 325 to 921 code for a protein of 198 amino acids. The transcript is spliced from 4 exons. Gene Ontology annotation, cellular component: mitochondrion; glutamyl-tRNA(Gln) amidotransferase complex. NCBI's taxonomy places the organism in Eukaryota, Metazoa, Chordata, Actinopteri, Syngnathiformes, Syngnathidae. Gene Ontology annotation, biological process: mitochondrial translation; regulation of translational fidelity; glutaminyl-tRNAGln biosynthesis via transamidation.
AAAUAAUUGCGCAAAAGAAAAUCUAAAAGUCCUGUAUUGAUAACAGCAUGUCGUUGUUAUUUCUUGUUGGCUAAUGCAGCUUUACGGGUGGCGAACUAUCUCGCUUUGGUGUCAGCUUUGUCCUUUUUGCGCAUGCGCAUUACUGCUUAGGCAGUAUGGUUUAGUGAUGGGCACGGCAGUUCUUUUAAGAGUACUGAUCGGUUUAACAUCUUUGGCUAGCCUAGCUUGAAGAAACGUCUUUUGACCCCUUUUUUUUUUACCCACGAAAUCUGGCACAUUUUAAAAGCACGACUUUUUUUUGGUUGCAAUUUUUUGUAGCUAACAAUGCUAAACAUGUCCGGGUUCUGUGUCGCUGUCGGGCGAACGUGGCGCAAAGUGUCACAGACAGUCACUUCGGCUAAAUGUUGUUUGUCAAAAAAUGGCUACUCGCGGUCAAGUUUCGACCGUGGAAGGAGAUGUUGUCGCUGCUGUCCGGUUGCUAACGGGACGCGUGAGUCCAGUUCUCAACCACACAACUCGAAGGUGCCCGCAGCUGCAACCUGGGAGCCCAUAACAGAGGACCAGCUGCCACCGCCGACGCGUGUAGCAGCCGACCUGGUGGACAAACUUGAGCGCCUGGCCUUGGUGGACUUCCGCACCAAAGAGGGCGUGGCCUGUUUGGAGAAGGCCAUCAGAUUUGCAGAUCAGCUUCAUGUUGUUGACACCACAGGAGUGGAGCCGAUGGAUUCGGUUCUGGAGGACAGGGUUUUAUAUUUGAGGGAUGACACGGUGAUGGAAGGCAACCAUGCAGAAGAACUUCUGGAGCUCUCCAAAAACACAGUGGAGGAAUAUUAUGUGGCACCACCUGGUAAAAUACAUUUGGGACAACAACAAAAACCAUUUCUUUUGCUCUGUCUAAACAAAAUGCUGCUCCAUUUCUAAUGUACUUGUUUUGCCACAGGAAAUAUUCCAUUACCAAAGCGGGAAGAGCGGGCUGCCAUGUUGAAACACUCUGAAUUCUGACAUUUUUCAUAUGGAGGACUAAUUUCAUCAUUUGCUUUGAUUGUUUCUCAGCACAUCUACCGGGUGAUUGAAAGGUAACUCCCUAUUUUGAAGUACUUGUAGUUUAUUAUUUAUUAUCAGGCAUUAGCCAGCGGUUUCUCAAGCCGCUUGGGAACCGCAUUAACUGAUUUCACAAAGGAACUCUUGUGGGAUGGAAGACACAACUUCUCGUAUUCGCCCUUCAAGUUCUUCCAAAGUCGUUGGUUUGGUAGAAUAGACUCGAUCCUUUAAUCAUGGAACAUGCACAAAAAAAUGGAGAAAAAUAUUACAACAUAUGAAGAAAUUCUAAGUACAGUGUUCCCUCGCCACGUCGCGCUUCACGUUUUGCGGCCCCAGUGCUUUGCGGGGUUUUCCUAAACAUUCAUCCCAAAAAGUAAAAAUGCAAAAAUACAGCCAUAUCGGCAGCCAUAUUGUGGAAAGACGCGUUGUUUCAUGUUGACGCACAAACAAAGAUGAGUUGACUCGAGGCUUUGUACAUGCCACGGGCACUCGUACAAGGCGCGUCAUUGACCAAUGAGAGCACGAGUGGAUUUCUCCCGUGUGCCGAUUGGCUGCGCGUCAUCUUCCCUUGUCUCGCCAGUCUCGUCCACGCUGUUGACUGUUUCGCAUACUGGAUACAUACUUAGUGUUGUGUUCACGAUAACUUUUGUUCCCCAUUAACCGCGAAAAACGAGGGCUAAUGUAUUUUAAAAUGGGGAGUUACUUUUCAAUCACCCUGUAUAUUUAGAGUUGCUCACAGCUAAUAUGACAAACUGCUUGUCAUGCGUUGUUAUUUUUCAAUUUGAUGCAAAACAUUUAAUAAGUUCUUUGUCACUUGUUGAUACACAAGUGCAAAUAGUGGUUACAUUAAAUGUCAUGUAUCCAUUCUGGUAAUGUUCUUUUUGGGGGGAAAUUAUGUUUUAAAAUGUCUACAAAUUGUUAUAUUUGAUCAUUUCCAACUUUUAGAAAUGUUUCCAUAUUAAAUAUGUCGACACCCUGUGAUGUUUGAUCGUAGCAAUUAGCUAAAAUCACCUUUUGUAGCGGUAUAAUACAGUCAUUAUUUUUGUACUUAACCUUUUAUCUCAUUAAAUAAUUAGACAAACUA